Molecule: messenger RNA, 2214 nt
Organism: Cloeon dipterum
Lineage: Eukaryota; Metazoa; Arthropoda; Insecta; Ephemeroptera; Baetidae
Product: transcriptional repressor protein YY1-like
Exons: 5
Coding region: 32-1159 (375 amino acids)
Biological process (GO): regulation of transcription by RNA polymerase II
Cellular component (GO): chromatin; transcription regulator complex; PcG protein complex
Molecular function (GO): RNA polymerase II cis-regulatory region sequence-specific DNA binding; DNA-binding transcription factor activity, RNA polymerase II-specific
Source: RefSeq, a predicted model, not a curated record
GAGUUAUUUCAGUCGAGAGCGAGACUUCACGAUGAUGGCAGCAGGGGAUGUCCUGGCUGAAGUGGAAAUUCAGCCAGAAAUGCAGGAAGUGGAAAUUGAGACGGUGCCGGUGGAAAUCCCUCUCGAGACCGUCGAGGGAGAGUUGGACGGACAGCCGAUGAUUUCGCUGCAGACGCUCCCUGAGGCCGGCCGCGAGGAAAUCAUCCUGCAGACGCAGGAGGAGAUCGUCGGCGGCGACCCUCUCUCGGCCUACGACCAAAUACCUGUGCCCAACGCCGGCGACAUUUACAUCCAGUCGAGCCCCGGGCCGUCGCGGAGAGGCCAAAAGAAGGGCAAGAAGAAUGCGGUGUCGACCGUCAAACUGCGUACCAAUGACAUUAUCACCGACUUCGGCGCCGAACCGAAAAACCGCAAGUGGGAGCAGAAGCAGGUGCAAAUCAAGACUCUGGAGGGCGAGUUCUCGGUCACCAUGUGGGCUUCCGGCACGGACGACGAUGACGUCAUGGACGAUGUGAGCAACCCAGAACCUGACCCAGACUACACCGAAUACAUGUCCGGAAAGAAAAUUCAAUCAGGUGGAAUUCCUGGUCUUGACCUCAGCGACCCCAAACAACUGGCAGAGUUUGCCAGGUACGAAAUGCCGGGGCACAAAGUGAAGCCGAAGAAAUCAACACAGGACAGCAUCGACCGAACCAUCGCCUGCCCACACAAAGGCUGCACAAAAAUGUUCAGAGACAAUUCCGCCAUGAGGAAACACCUGCACACCCACGGUCCCAGAGUUCACGUGUGCGCUGAGUGCGGAAAGGCUUUCGUCGAGAGUUCCAAACUGAAGAGACACCAACUCGUCCACACCGGAGAGAAACCCUUCCAGUGCACGUUCGAGGGCUGCGGAAAAAGGUUCUCGUUGGACUUCAACUUGAGGACACACGUGCGCAUCCACACAGGCGACCGGCCAUACGUAUGUCCCUUCGACGGGUGCAACAAGAAGUUCGCGCAAUCUACAAACCUCAAGUCACACAUUUUAACCCACGCCAAGGCCAAGUCUCGGAACAGCCUCACGCGACCAGUGGCGAUGCAAGUGCAGAAUAUAUCGCAGCCACAAUAUGUGAGUGUUGACGUCGGCGCUGACGACCCGCAGUACAUUGUGUACGCAGACUAAACAGAGUUGGAGUGGAUUGACUUGUUAGUGGCCAGCUGAGACAAAAAUUCAUACCAAAAAUGUCCACACCAGCCAUCGAGUUGCGUGUCCUCUUUUUUUUAUCAAAUCUCGGUUCACUUUGAUUCCUUGUGCGAGAAGCUGAAUGGCACCCUUGGGAUGAGUGUGAGCGAAAUUCAUCUUAAGCAGUUUAAGAUAUUCUAGAUUUUUUGUGUUCUACUAGGAGAAUAGGAUUCUUCGCUGAAUUUUUCAUCUUUCUGUACAUAGCACCUGCAAGUUCUCGUAGAAUUCACGGUUACGGAAUGGGAGCUUGAGCGAUUUUAACUUCACUGUUACUGUGGCGGUGGCCCUGCGUUAUCGUAGAGCCGCCGCGAAAUUCUAAGAGAACACACGUAAUGUACACAAGGAAGAUUGAUAAUAAUUACAAGGUGGAAAAUAAGGUUUUGUACUCGUAAUUUUCAAGUGUUUAUGCUUUUCCGCAGCCUAAACUGUGCUGCGGAUAGACUUUAUUUGGAGUAAAACGUGAACAUUUUGUAAACAAGACUGCCUAUCCCAAUUAAAUUUUCUCGCAAACUCUGGAAAAGAAUGAUCUCUUAAUUAUUAUCUCAAUCUUUCUUAAACAACCCUUUUCUUUCUCUCUUUCUUUCUUUCUUUCUCCUUUACCACUGCAUUCUUUGUUAUAAUUUGAUGACCCUUAAAAUAUCUACACACCCAAAGUACCUUUGAUGAAGCAUGUUGUGAAAUAUGACACAAAAAACUGAUGAACGAAGUUGUUUUUUAACACAGCAAAAAUUACGUAAACCGCCUUCAAGACAAACAACACUGUAACGUGCUAUAUUGCUGUAGAAAUCCUAUUUUGGCUCAGGAUUAUAUUUUAGUUUAAGAAGAAAUACUGUAUAUUUAUAAUGAAGUGACCUGGUAAUGUCAAGGGAGUGUCUGAUCAGUAAAAUUGCGAACAUAAAUGAACUAGAUUAAGCGUCAGGGGUGAAUUGAUGUGAAUGUUCAUAAUCAUAGAAUCAUCAAGUGGCAGAAAUUCAAAUAAAAAUAUUUCUCCUAUC